GAUGAAAGAUGAAAUGGAAGUGUGUCCUGGGUUCGAAUCAGACGAAUGUGAUCCUCAACCACAGCAACAACCUGAUUCAGAAUCUGAGCUAGCGUUUGAGCACGGAUCAGAUGGGGAGGAUGAGCCACUUCCUGGGGUCAACCAUAUUUUCAGACAACCCAAACGCUUUUCAUUUCCUUUCCCUGAAGAUAACAUUCUUUCAAGUUCUCCUAUUGUAGGAGUGUCCUCUACGCCGCUAAGAAUGCGCUCUCUACUCGCAGCCACGUCCAUGUUUACUGCCAGUCCCCUAACAUUUGGGCCUACUGGACUCCAAAACAAAUGUGUUACUCGGAACCGGAAUCGCACCACCUCCGAUGAGGGGGGUCCUGAACGUUUUGCCUUAAACAACUUGUCUAUUUCAUUGUGCAACGACAGUGGUAUUAACGAAUGUAGUUUCGGAGUAUCUCAUAAACCUAAGAAGAGUGUAAGAAGUCUGAACCUUAUGGAUGAAACUCCUCCUGGGAUUAUGUUUGAUGAGGACAACAUAGAAGCAUUGCCAGAAAGUGACGACGAAACUGACGGCCCCGGGUCCAACAAAAGGGGACUGAGUGACUCCUACUUAGCUCUAAAAGAAAAGAGCCCCUCUGUGCCUCAAAUGAAAAGGCGCUCUAGUGAACAUCUGCCAAGGGUUCCUGGUUGUUUAGACUCUAGCUACUACGAGAGUAUGCCCUUGAUAGGAGAUAACAGCAGGGAAUAUUUGCUGCCAUACGACUCCACCUGUAGCAGCGAACACAGCGAUUUUAAAUGUGUAUCUCAUCAAACUGUAGCUGACCUAAUUAACGGAAAGUUCGAUGGCGUUAUUGACAACUAUCUCAUAUUUGAUAAUAGAUAUCCUUACGAAUACGAAGGAGGACACAUUAAGGGAGCAAUAAACAUCGUGACACAAGAACAAAUGACUGAUUCUUACUUCAGCAAUCCAACAUUUGAAACCGUCCGACAGGUGGUGAUAUUUCAUUGCGAGUUUAGUUCGAAGCGUGGACCGAAGAUGUGCCGGUAUGUCAGGAAAACGGAUAGAACAAUGAACAAACAGAACUAUCCAAAACUAUUUUAUCCUGAAAUCUAUAUUCUUCACGGAGGUUACAAGGAUUUCUACCCCAAAUUUCCUGAACUGUGUAUACCACAAAACUACACUCUAAUGUUGGAUCCCUUGUUUGAGACAGAGCUAGCUCAUUGGUUGAGAGUUACCAAGCAGGUCACAGGAGACAAUGGCCAGGCAACCGUGCGGGGGAUGAAAAAGAGGACCAAAUCUUCUAGACAGCUCCAGAUGCCUUAACAAGUCGUCUGCCCAACUUGAUAGUAGUAAUUUAUAUUGUUAGCAGGAUAUAACGUGUCUUUUAUUGUAGAUGGUGGGCCCAGUGACCAUGACACUGGAUUUUAGGUGUAAACUGUAAAAAUUUCAAACUGUAAACUCUAUUGUAAAAAUUAUAUUCUUUCAUAUUCCUCUUUACGAAAUUAAUGGUAAUAGCUCUUUAUUUAUGCGAGUACUAAAAACUAAAAUUGAUAAUAUGUUAUGUUUUUAUAUCAAUAUGUUCUUAUAAUCCCAUUCUCAAAAUUUGACUGAACUCAAGUUGCGACUUCACCUUAUUUAAAAGGUUGACUGAGCGCUGACAUUUUGGAGCUUAACUAUUAUACAAUAUAUAUAACAUUUAAAAAUUAAUGUACAGCCAAACCUCUAUAAACCGGGCUACUCGAGGAAUGUCAAAAUGCUUGUUUAAAAUUUGUAAACAGAGGUGGGAUUUACAUACUUGAAACCAGUACAUAUUACAUUUUCAAUUGGGAUAACAGAAAUAAUCCUGGUAACGGAGAGACCUGGUAAAUUAACGCAUGAAAAGUAAAGGUUUGACUGUAUCAUUAUCGAAUUAUUUGUAUGUUGUGUAAAACAUGGGACAAGGAGUUAUUGGAAUGCCUCCGAAGCUUAUUUGUGUUACUUUAGUUCAAACUUUUCAAUUAGUUCUGAUUGUUUGAAACCUACACAGUUGGCAAUGGAGGCAGUCACGUGUCAUGUUUUUUAAAAGCUAUGUAAUUACAAACUUAUUUGGUUU
Bolinopsis microptera is the source of this 2081-nucleotide messenger RNA. RefSeq names its product M-phase inducer phosphatase-like. The coding region runs from base 2 to 1312 and encodes 436 amino acids. Gene Ontology annotation, molecular function: protein tyrosine phosphatase activity. Gene Ontology annotation, biological process: protein dephosphorylation; positive regulation of G2/M transition of mitotic cell cycle; positive regulation of G2/MI transition of meiotic cell cycle. The transcript is spliced from 9 exons. NCBI's taxonomy places the organism in Eukaryota, Metazoa, Ctenophora, Tentaculata, Lobata, Bolinopsidae. Gene Ontology annotation, cellular component: nucleus; cytoplasm. The record is from RefSeq and is a predicted model, not a curated record.